Aspergillus bombycis is the source of this 1128-nucleotide messenger RNA. Its product is annotated as TauD/TfdA dioxygenase family protein. Gene Ontology annotation, cellular component: cytoplasm. The transcript is spliced from 3 exons. The coding region runs from base 1 to 1128 and encodes 375 amino acids. Lineage: Eukaryota; Fungi; Ascomycota; Eurotiomycetes; Eurotiales; Aspergillaceae. Gene Ontology annotation, molecular function: 2-oxoglutarate-dependent dioxygenase activity. The record is from RefSeq and is a predicted model, not a curated record.
AUGCCAUCAACUGCCCCUGUCAUAAGGCCCAAGAGCCAUCCCGUCAAUGCUCAUAAGGAGGAGACCCCGAUCAGUUACGACAUCAACAUCCCCUAUGUGGAUGUCAAUGGAGAGACCACCGCCAGAACCAGGUACCCAGAAUAUUUGCCGACUUGGGACAAAAUGUGGUUCGAACCACUGCCCCCGUUCCACUAUGACGAUCCUGCGCUGCGCGUUGAGGAUAGGUCCAAGCCUAACCUCUUGACUCCCGACGCUAAAGUCACCGAAAUCCAGCCGAAGAUCGGCACCAUCAUCGAAGGCGUGCAGCUGAGCCAGCUCUCGGAUGCCGCGAAGGAUGAGCUCGCAUUGCUGGUUUCCGAGCGCAAGGUUGUUGCAUUUCCCGCGCAAGAUCUGAUCGAUGCUGGUCCCGAGGCGCAGGAACAGUUUAUGCGCCAUUUCGGAAAACCGAACUAUCAGCCUGUUUCUGGAACGGUGCGCGGCCACCCCGGCUUCCAUAUCAUUCAUCGCGAUGGCAACAAAGAAGAGAUCUCGCGUUUCCUGUCGCAGCGCACGACAACGACUCUGUGGCAUCAGGACGUGAGCUACGAAAUCCAACCACCGAGCUACGUCAUGUUGGGUCUUCUGGAAGGCCCAGAAGUAGGAGGUGAUACCGUCUUCGCGGCGACCGAUAUGGCUUACAAACGCCUUUCUCCUACUUUCUGCUCCUGGCUCGAUACUCUACGGGCCGUUCACUCCUCCGCCAAAAUGAUCAACCACGCCCGUCUAACCAACAGCCUCGUCCGCAAAGAUCCCGUUGACACCGUCCACCCACUGGUUCGGGUCCACCCCGUGACAGGCGAGAAAUGCAUCUUCAUCAACGGCGAAUUCAUCACCAAGAUUCAAGGUCUCAAGGAGCCCGAACAGCGCUGGCUCACCGAUUUCCUCAUGAACCACAUCAUCACGGGCCACGAUUUCCAAGCCAGAGUAAGAUGGCAACCAAAGACAAUCGUUAUCUUCGAUAACCGCUCUACUCUUCACUCGGCGAUCGUCGACUACCUAGACGAUGACUACGGCGCAAAGCUCCGCCACAUCUUCCGCCUGACCGCACUUGGCGAGAAGCCCAUCCCCGUCUACGACCAGUUUGAGUAA